Molecule: messenger RNA, 1587 nt
Organism: Colletotrichum destructivum
Lineage: Eukaryota; Fungi; Ascomycota; Sordariomycetes; Glomerellales; Glomerellaceae
Product: Putative zn(2)Cys(6) fungal-type DNA-binding domain, fungal transcription factor
Exons: 2
Coding region: 1-1587 (528 amino acids)
Biological process (GO): regulation of DNA-templated transcription
Molecular function (GO): DNA-binding transcription factor activity, RNA polymerase II-specific; zinc ion binding
Source: RefSeq, a predicted model, not a curated record
AUGAACCUGCGACGACUUGACGUUGUUUCCAAGAUGAGUGGCACGAUGACUAUCCGGACGAUGUCGAAGUACACAAGAGCUUAUGCCCCCAAGGUCAGAACAGGUUGUCUGACAUGGGUUCGCCACGUGAAAUGUGACGAGGCCAAGCCGACUUGCAAGAAAUGUGAGUCUACUAGAACCCAUUAUUUGACAUGUCGGUACCAACCAGAAACAGGCCAGGACAGCAAAGUCGUAUGCGACGGCUAUCUUGCAACGGAAACUAAGCAAGUCCCACAAAAGAAGUCACGAAAGACGCGCGCGCCCUUGAAGAACGAGAUGUUACGUCUCGUACCUUUACCUCGUGUAUGCCUCGAUCCUGAUACCCUACGGGAUCUCACAGACCGAGCCUUCUUUCACCACUUUCGAACAUUCACCGUCCCGGAUCUUGCACUGCCGCCCAACUCCACUUGUUUCUGGGACCGGCACGUUCUGCCCUUGGGCAAUGCUAUCCCGGCUGUAAGAUAUGCCGCCACAGCUCUCGGUGUCGCUCAUCGAUCAUUCUUACUGGGCUCUUCUGACCCUUCGGCACAUGACACAAAAGCAUGGCUGGAAACUAUUGCUGUUCAGCAGUAUAACAAAGCCAUCGGCCAUCUCCUCCCAAAUUCAACCUCAUGUGGGGUGAUGGACGUUCGAACAGUUGUGGUCUGUUCUCUGUUAUUCUACUGCCUCGAGAACAUCAAAGGUCGUGCAGAUGAAUCCAUACAGCACUUAAGAUCUGGUUCGAGGCUAAUUCUUUCUCGUCCUCCUCAUCCCUUGGCCGAGACUGGAAAGGCAGGCGCCAGUAUGGACGAUUCCAUGGGGGAGAUCGCUAGUCUUUUUGCCCGCAUUGGCGUUCAAGCGUCUCUGUACAAAGAAGACGAGGUGGUGCCGGAUCUCAGGGCCUAUAUGAAGCCCGUCACUAGUGACCCGGAUAAUCCAUCGCAACCUUUUCGCGAUUUCACUGUCGCCCGAGACUUGCUUGACAAUCUCGAUAUCGAUCUUGGGACAUACACCAAUAGGGCAUUCGUCCUAGCUAAGACCUACAAGGAUACCAUCCUCUCAGAAGUAAGCUCUGAACUACCGAUCUAUUUUAACGGAUUCGACCCAGGAGCUGCCGUUCCACGCAACAACGCCACUUAUGGCCCGUCAUAUGCCGAUGGCGUCGACAUAGACCCCGUCGUCGGCAGAUUCAGGAUCUGGAGACGGAGAUUCGAUAAGACGGUCCAGCAAGCCGAGAAGAGAGGAGCCACAAAGCGCGAAUUUCAAAGGAUGGCGAUGCUCGAACUGCGGCGGCGCGUAUGGGAAACUCUGCUCCAAGAGGUUCCUAGCGGAUCACCCGAGCAAGCUGACAGGAUCCUCGACCAAGCUGAGCUUGUCCUACGGUCCUUCUCGAAACAUCCCACCUUCACCCUCGGGAGCGACAUCUCGCCAUCCGUGUCAUUUAUCUGCUUUUAUAGCAAUGAUGAGAGACACAGAACACGGGCACUAGAUAUUCUCCGAUCAGUACAUAUACGUGAGGCAGUUUGGGACAGUGGUAGUAUGGUCAAGAGAAUUGAGCUACAAUCAUAA